GGGAAGGCUUGGGGCAUGCUUAGAGGAGGGAGCUUAGGGAAGAAGCUAGGCCGUGGGCCAAAGAAAAAGGAAGUGCUUAAGAAAAAGGGUGCUUAGGUAAGGUGUGUAAAGUAUCUAUCUAUGUAAGAAGGUCCUAUUCAAAAUACCUCUAUUAUCAUUGGCUACGUGGAAUUAUCUCAUACAGGGUAAAACGAAUUCUGACCCUGGUGCAUUUAGUCCGCCGUACUAGUAAUAUCAUGGCCAAGCGGUAGCAUCAAGAGUGGAAUUUUACCUCUGACUACCUACCGAAUAUCCGAGAAGGAGAUAAUUACUACUUUACUUCGGAUACAACGUGUGUCAGGGCACGCGGGAUAACGCUUGUUCUAGGUGGAGCAUUUCUGGGUAUCGGUAUGAGGCGGAUUGGCGGCUUGACAUUCCUUCAAUUCGACGAGUACAGAGUACUCUAUACAGAUACUACGUGCUCUCUAUUAUUAGAUACUCCGUACGCUCUAUUAUUGCCAUCCAGCUUCUCUGUUGCACAGCUGCGAAUUGCACAGCGACUACUCUGUAGUUCCCCAACAUGAUGUGCAUAUAGAUCCAGAUUCCUCCUCUGCUCCGGUCUGCUAAGCAGGCUAAGCUUUGCAUCAAGAGAUGCUUGGGAGAGCCAAAACGUCAGCUCCACCCCUGGCCUCUCCAGUCCCCAGUUCCAUGAUUAACUUAUCAAGGCUGCACACGCUAGUGGCCGGAGAUGCGCAUCACCAGCGAAUAGCAAUUGUUCCAUACCGGCUUUCCUCAUUGUUGGUGGGGGUUCACCAACACACCCAUUCCAGUCAAUCCUGGUCAAUUUAUAAUCCUCUCGUCGGCGCUGACCACCAACAGAAGUCUUAUUAUUGUUAUUUGUGGUUGCAUCAUGGGGUCGCUCAAAGCUUUCUCCACAGAUUGGCGUGGUCGGGGUGAGAGAGGGGGAUGUUUGCAGGGGAUCUCGCUAUGCAUC
Messenger RNA from Trichophyton rubrum CBS 118892, 973 nucleotides. RefSeq lists its product as uncharacterized. Bases 631 to 936 code for a protein of 101 amino acids. The record is from RefSeq and is a predicted model, not a curated record. The transcript has a single exon. Lineage: Eukaryota; Fungi; Ascomycota; Eurotiomycetes; Onygenales; Arthrodermataceae.